GCGCAGGCGCACUAAUUGCAGGUUUAACAGGCAGUUUCAGUGCAGGGCCUGCCUGAGUUGCGGUUGUGUUCGAGUUGUACUCUUCGUAUCUUUUAUAUCAAAAUGUUGUCACUUCGUAGACUUUUACUGGUAGGCAGGAAGGGUACGGCGGUAUGGCGUCGAGGAUGCGCUGGCUCUCCAAUUCCUAUUGACGACAUAAUUAAUGGACUGACUGAGGAGCAGAUGCAGCUUAGGCAAACAAUACAACGAUUUUGCCAGGAGCAGCUUGCCCCUAAGGCCCAGGCCAUUGACAAAGACAAUGAAUUUAAAGACAUGAGGAAUUUUUGGAAAAAGCUUGGAGACCUUGGGGUCCUUGGAAUAACAGCUCCUGUUGAGUUUGGGGGCUCAGGAAUGGGCUAUCUGGACCAUGUUAUUGUCAUGGAGGAAAUUUCUCGUGCUUCAGCUGCUGUUGGCUUAAGUUAUGGUGCUCAUUCAAACCUAUGUGUUAAUCAACUGGUUCGAAAUGGCAACCAUGCCCAAAAGGAAAAGUAUCUGCCCAAGCUUUUAAAUGGCGAGUAUGUUGGUGCUUUGGCCAUGAGUGAACCAAACUCUGGCUCUGAUGUUGUCUCCAUGAAGUUGAGAGCAGUGCAUAAAGGUGAUUAUUAUGUGCUUAAUGGCAAUAAAUUCUGGAUCACUAAUGGUCCUGAGGCAGAUGUUCUAAUAGUAUAUGCCAAGACAGAGGCCAAUGCCAAGCCCAGCUCACAUGGCAUCACUGCUUUUAUUGUAGAAAAGGGUAUGCCCGGGUUUAGCACUGCACAAAAACUAGACAAGUUGGGAAUGAGAGGUUCCAGCACCUGUGAGCUCAUCUUUGAAGACUGUAAAGUUCCUGAGAAAAAUAUGCUGGGCCACUUGAACAAAGGAGUUUAUGUGCUGAUGAGCGGUUUAGACUUGGAACGACUGGUGUUGUCAGCUGGGCCCUUAGGGAUUAUGCAGGCAGUCCUUGAUCAUUCCAUUCCAUACAUGCAUGUGAGAGAAGCAUUUGGACAGAAGAUUGGUCACUUUCAGCUGUUGCAAGGUAAAAUGGCAGAUAUGUACACACGCCUGAGUGCAUGCCGGCAGUAUGUAUACAGUGUUGCUAGAGCUUGUGACAGAGGACACUUCAGUGCAAAGGACUGUGCCGGAGUCAUUCUUUAUGCAGCUGAAUCAGCGACUCAAGUUGCUUUAGAUGGCAUUCAGUGUCUCGGUGGAAAUGGCUACAUCAAUGAAUAUCCAAUGGGGCGUUUUUUACGAGAUGCAAAACUGUAUGAGAUUGGAGCUGGUACCAGUGAAAUCCGAAGGCUGGUCAUCGGUAGAGCAUUUAAUGCAAUGUUCAAGUGAGCUCUUAUGCUCCAGCAGUCUAGAGGAAACAAAAGAUACAUUUGGAAAUUCAUUGAAAUAUAUUGGGCUUUAAAGUACACUUUAGAAGCACACAAAGCACAUACCCUUGUGAUUCUCAAUAGAUUUUCUAAUUGUGGUAUUUUAUAACCAAGAAGUGAUAUUAUGAGCCUGUUAAAAGCACAGAGUUUGAUUUAAUUAGCUCUACUUGUACUAUUCCAUCACAGUCCAUAUAUAAUUAAACUGGUUACAGCAAAUUGGUUGCUACUUUGCUUAUAAUUUUACUGAACUUAAAUGGCGCCUCUAAAUUACCCAUACAAGUGUAGGUGGGCUUUGCGAUGGACUGGCUUCAUGUCCAAGGUUGUUUCCUGUUGCGUGUCCAGUGCUGUUCCUGUGCCCCACAUAGAGUUGGAUUAAGCAGGUUUGAGAGUACAGUAUAUGCAUUCAUGUACUACAGUUAACUGGAUGUAUUCUAGAGACCCUCAAUGAACUGGUUAUAUUUGCCAAUUUUCUUGGUUUUCUCAGCCCCAUCCAUUUUUAAACCUGCUAAAUCUAUUUAGCUUGAAAUGAGGCACACAUUUAUUAAAAAUAAAAUUCUUCGUGAAUACCUGACGUUGAACUCACAAAGUGAACAUGUAUGCUGUGCAUUGUCAUGUUACAGAUAUGCUUCAUAUCAGACACCUAGUAAAGUCCCCUAGUGCUUUUCAAAACUAUGCGACUGCAUCUCGUGUCAUAGCUUAUUGCAAGCUGCAUAGAUGGCUGCCAGUGAAAUUUUUUUUUCUUAGUUGAAUGUAAGGUCAGUUGAUUUCCCAGAUGUUGGAAAAGAGUCACCUGGCUGUAAAGUAAUAUGUUAUAUUAAAAUAUAAAUGCUGGCUAA
Molecule: messenger RNA, 2230 nt
Organism: Polypterus senegalus (gray bichir)
Lineage: Eukaryota; Metazoa; Chordata; Cladistia; Polypteriformes; Polypteridae
Gene: ivd
Product: isovaleryl-CoA dehydrogenase
Exons: 12
Coding region: 103-1356 (417 amino acids)
Biological process (GO): L-leucine catabolic process
Cellular component (GO): mitochondrion
Molecular function (GO): flavin adenine dinucleotide binding; 3-methylbutanoyl-CoA dehydrogenase activity
Source: RefSeq, a predicted model, not a curated record